Molecule: messenger RNA, 2327 nt
Organism: Neurospora tetraspora
Lineage: Eukaryota; Fungi; Ascomycota; Sordariomycetes; Sordariales; Sordariaceae
Exons: 1
Coding region: 253-2085 (610 amino acids)
Cellular component (GO): fungal-type vacuole lumen
Molecular function (GO): metallocarboxypeptidase activity
Source: RefSeq, a predicted model, not a curated record
CCGGAAACCAGUGGGGGUGACACGGGCAGCUCCGCAUUGCGUCCCCGCUUUUGACGACAGAUAACUAAAACAACCCGCGCCAUUCCGAAUCGAGGAGGUGUCAACCACGUCUCGGCAAUCCCGGUCUCCGCGUCAACACCCACCAUUACCAAUCGCCUUUUAUAUGCUGCGUCAUCCCCAACACUGAUGUCUGUUUGACCACCUCGAGUUCCAACCGUCUUUCGAUCACGAAGGAAAUCAUCAUCAGCAACCAUGGAGAAGGGAAUCUCUCUCCCGGUGGCCUACACGCCCACGCCGGCCCCGGCAUCCAACAACCGAUGCAAGUCCCUCAAGACCGUCGCCAAAGCCCUCGCUCUCGGUCUUCCCCUCUACGCCCUCUACGCCUGGCACACCAACCAAGCCGUCCUCCCCUCGGCCCUCUCCCGCUCGUCGUCCGCAAACGUCAACUUCGCCUCCCAAUGCGUGCAACCCUCCCCGCUCAAGCCCAGCCAAAAUGACAAGCUCGACCAAGCCUACGACUUCCUCUCCACCGAGGCAUUCCUCAACACCUCGGUCGCCCGCCUCUCCGGCGCCGUGCGCGUCAAAUCCGAGUCCUUUGACGACCUCGGCGCCAUCGGCGAAGACCCGCGCUGGGACGUCUUCUACGACUUCGCCGCCUAUCUCGAGAAGACUUUCCCGCUGAUCCACUCCAAGCUGCAAGUCGACAAGGUCAACACCCACGGCCUGCUCUACACCUGGCAAGGAUCCAACAAGGACCUCAAGCCCACCUUGCUCAUGGCCCACCAGGACACCGUCCCCGUGCCGCCCGAGACGAUCCCCGCGUGGACGCACCCGCCUUGGUCCGGCGAGUACGACGGCAAGUACAUCUGGGGCCGCGGGGCGGGCGAUUGCAAGAACCAACUGAUCGCCAUCAUGGAGACGGUCGAGCUCUUGCUUGAAUCCGGCUGGGAGCCCAAGCGGACGAUUUUACUCUCCUUCGGUUUCGACGAGGAGUGUUCGGGCCGGCAAGGCGCCGCGUCCCUCUCAAAGUUCAUCGAGGAGCGUUACGGCAAGGAUUCGUUGGCGGUGAUCGUCGACGAGGGCUCCACGUUUGAAAAGACCUGGGGCACGCUCUUCGCCAAACCCGGCACGGCCGAAAAGGGAUACUCAGACAUUUACAUCACCGUCCGCAUGCCCGGCGGCCACUCGUCCAUCCCGUCGGACCACACCAGCAUUGGUGUUUUGAGCGAGCUGAUCACGCGCAUCGAAGCGGAGCAGUACCGCACCCAUCUGGAAGAGGAAAACCCGUAUUUCACCCAGUUGCAAUGCGGCGCUGCGCAUUCGCCUCAGUUUUCGCACAAGCUGAAGAAGUUGCUCCGAGCCCACCACCGCCACUCUUCUUCUCCUUCUUCUUCUUCGGGCCGCCAGCAGCAACACUCGGAAACCUGCAAGGCCAAAGUCAAACCCGAUUACCUCGCCCUCGAAGCCGCUGCUCAGGGCGGCCCAGCAAUCAAAUACCUCAUGCAAACCUCUCAAGCCGUGGACGUCAUCGCAGGCGGCGUCAAAGUCAACGCCCUCCCGGAGCGUGUUCAGGUGACGGUUAAUCACCGCAUCAACAUUGGCGAAACUCCGCAGGUAGUCUACGACCGAUUGACGAAACUCGCCGCGCACGUCGCGAAGAAGCACAACCUUUCCCUCCACGCUUUUGAGUCCCCCUCCUCCUCCACAGAAAUCGAACCAGCCAACUCCAUCAUCCUAACCAAAUCCGAUCACGAACUCUUGGUAGCACCCGUCACCCCCUCCCAAGUAAACCCCCACGGCCCGGCGACCCCUUUUUCGGUAUUAGCAGGCACCACCCGCGCGCUUUACGGGGAGGAAGUCAUUGUGACUCCCGGAAUUAUGACGGGCAACACGGACACGCGAUACUACUGGGACCUCACGAAACAUAUCUUUCGGUGGGGACCGGGGUAUGAUCCGGCGGAUGAUGAUUCGGGACUGGGGAGUAUACAUACGGUUAAUGAGCGGGUGAGUGUCAGGGGACAUGUUAAUGGGGUUAAGUGGUUUUGGAUGUUUUUGAGGAAUAUGGAUGAGGUUGAUGUCGAGUAAGGUAUAGAUUGGUGGGAGUGGGUGGUUUGGAGGUCGAGAGUUGGGAAGGGAUAUGGUUUCGAUAGAGCUUAACUUACCGCACCACCCCUUUUGUCUUGCCGCACCAUAUUUUGACUUGCCGCACCAUAUUUGCCCUACAUAAUAGCCAAUGAUAGCUAAUAUAUAAAACCCUACGUUUUAUAUAGUAAAACCAGCCCGUAAAAUAUUUUAAACAUUUAGUCAUAUUAACGAAAAAACUUGGC